This is a messenger RNA of Cuscuta campestris, 1193 nucleotides long. NCBI's taxonomy places the organism in Eukaryota, Viridiplantae, Streptophyta, Magnoliopsida, Solanales, Convolvulaceae. The record is from the annotation of a GenBank genome assembly.
CGGCUCCUGCGGCUUCUUCUCUAAAAUUUCCGCUUCUGCUCAUCCGCCUUCUUCAGACCGAUACCAGAACUCCAGAACGGCUAUUUCCUCUCCUCCCGCCGACAUCUGCUUCUUCGAUUAUUCAAGCUGAGUGCCUAGAGGAUGGGAAACCAGCAGGAAAUUUCUAGUGAGGAAGGUAGACACAUCCUUGAAGCAAUUGCGGCAACUGGAAAGUUUUGGCACGACUGGGAUAAGCUGAAGAGUAUUCUAUCCUUCCAAUUGAAGCAGGUUCUGACAGACUAUCCAGAGGCAAACUUGACUAAUGAAUUGCAAAUUUCUUCAUUAGGAGAGCCCUUAGCAGAGUUGGUGAAAAGGUUGGAUGAUGAUCUUAAUAGCUUUAUCGUUGGUCCUCCAUUUACUUUACAGCGACUGUGUGAGAUUUUGUUGGAUGCACAAAACAUUUACCCGAAGCUCUCAAAGCUUGUCUUGGCAUUAGAAAAGAACUUAUUGGUUUCAUCUACAUUGACCAUCUCUGCCGAUCCACCAGCACCCGUGCUCAAAGCAGCUGAAACAGACACAGAAUCUCCCCCCGGGUCCCACCACCAUCCAUCGGAAUCGAUUGUACCCAAUGGGAUUGAAACAAGAGCCGACGAUCCAGACGAAAUAAUGGGUGAGGCCGAGGCAACUGAAGUUGUGGAUGGCAUGACUGUUGACAUGGAAACCUCUGAAGACAGCAGCACGGUCCCAUCUGAAGCAAAGUCUGCCGAACCAAGCGCGUGAUUCAUAAAUUUGACGAGGUGGUUGGUGUUGUUAUGUAGUACUGUGUUCAUUUUCCUCACAAUUCCUUCAGCUUACCUACUGGGAUUUCAAGUCCAUGCAACAGAUUAAUGUGUCAUCUCUACUACAUAGCCACCCUGUAUGGAGGUUUGGGAAAUGACCGUUGAGGCAGCCUUUGGCUGGUUGACUAGUCAAAAAAGCCAACAUGGUCAAAUUAACCAAGUAAAAAAGUUUGGAUUGUGGCUCUUCAAGUUGGUUGUUUCUAAUUGGUCUUUCCUAUAUGAUCUUUUCUUUUUUUCCCUUUUUGCCCUUCAGUUCGCCAUUUCCAAAUAAAAAAAAGAGUAAAUUCCAUAAUUGGUCCUUUAUAACAGGGGGGUUUCCCUAUUUAGUCCUCUAUUAUCAAAUAUUAUCCUAGUGGUCCUUUUAUGGGUAUCUUU